This is a messenger RNA of Chlorella variabilis, 657 nucleotides long. RefSeq lists its product as hypothetical. Lineage: Eukaryota; Viridiplantae; Chlorophyta; Trebouxiophyceae; Chlorellales; Chlorellaceae. The coding region runs from base 1 to 657 and encodes 218 amino acids. The transcript is spliced from 3 exons. The record is from RefSeq and is a predicted model, not a curated record.
AUGUGGAUCAGCCUGGCGAUGCUGGUGAGCCUGCAAGCCAUGCAGCAGGUGCUGCGAGAGCGUGGGCUGCUGACGGCUGGGGUCCAGCAGGAACUGGAGGCGGGGCGGUGCUACUGGCAGCAGGAGCGCCGCCUCUGCUCCCUCAUGCUGCAGCACCCCACCGUGCCUGCACAGGGUCACGGCAGCAGCUGCGGGUUCAGCUUGGAGGAGGCGCUGCAGGCGUCCGCCGCCAAGAGCUUCGACUACCGCCUACUCAACCACCUCGUGUUUGGGCUUCGCGGGGAGGAGCCUGAUGAGGCGCUGCUCCGCUUCCUGCGGGUGGACGAGAUGCUCGUGGACAUUGGAGACGACUGUGUCGAUUAUGAGGAUGACAUUGAUGCAGGGGCGGGAGGCGGCAGCUUCAACAUCCUGCGCUGCUACGUGCAUUUGUUUGGGCGGGAUGCCCCACUGCACCUGGCACAGCGUGUGGGGGAGCUGGAGCAGCAGCGUGAGGAGCUGCUGGCGCUGCUGCCGCCCCACCAGCAGCAGCACGUGCGACGGCGGCAGGUGGAGGCAGCCAGUGAUGGCGGGGGUGGCGGCCUGCGCUGGCAGGUGCCGCCUCUGGUCCUGGACGAGGCGGCCUUCCGGCAGCAAUUUGCCCAAGCCAGCAGCGGGUAA